Vitis riparia (riverbank grape) is the source of this 1524-nucleotide messenger RNA. Its product is annotated as AP-3 complex subunit mu. The transcript is spliced from 8 exons. Gene Ontology annotation, biological process: intracellular protein transport; endocytosis. The record is from RefSeq and is a predicted model, not a curated record. Lineage: Eukaryota; Viridiplantae; Streptophyta; Magnoliopsida; Vitales; Vitaceae. Gene Ontology annotation, cellular component: cytoplasmic vesicle; clathrin adaptor complex. The coding region runs from base 129 to 1376 and encodes 415 amino acids.
CUCGGGCGUUCGGAGCGGUCGUUUGAACCCUCUUCAAACAGAAGGCUUGGCAUCUCCAGUAGUGGAGUUUCCCACGAAGCCAUACCCCAUCUCUUCUUUGUUUCUGUCGGUCCCGCGAAGCGAGAGCCAUGUUGCAGUGUAUUUUUCUUCUUUCUGAUUCUGGAGAGGUAAUGCUGGAGAAACAGCUCACCGGACACCGGGUUGAUCGAUCCAUAUGUGAUUGGUUCUGGGAACAGACUGUCUCCCAAGCUGAUUCAACCAAGCUUCCACCAGUAAUUGCUUCACCAACACAUUACAUUUUCCAAAUUACUCGUGAGGGAAUCACAUUCUUAGCCUGCACCCAAGUUGAAAUGCCUCCUUUAAUGGGCAUUGAGUUUCUUUGCAGAGUCGCAGAUGUCCUGUCAGAUUAUCUUGGAGGGUUGAAUGAAGACGUGAUCAAGGAUAACUUUGUGAUUGUCUAUGAGCUUCUGGAUGAGAUGAUAGACAAUGGCUUCCCUCUGACAACAGAACCUAACAUUCUAAGGGAGAUGAUCGCUCCACCAAAUAUUGUUAGCAAAGUAUUGGGUGUUGUGACUGGUAACAGUUCUAAUGUAAGCAACACUCUUCCAGGUGCAACAGCAUCUUGUGUUCCAUGGAGAAGUACAGAGCCAAAGCAUGCAAACAAUGAGGUUUAUGUUGAUCUUCUUGAAGAAAUGGAUGCAGUCAUAAAUAGGGAUGGGAUACUGGUGAAAUGUGAGAUAUAUGGAGAAGUGGAAGUGAACUCCCACCUUUCUGGCCUUCCUGAUUUAACACUCUCAUUUGCAAACCCUUCCAUUCUGAAUGAUGUGAGAUUCCAUCCUUGUGUUCGGUUUCGGCCAUGGGAAUCAAAUAACAUUCUCUCAUUUGUGCCUCCUGAUGGACAGUUUAAGCUCAUGAGUUACAGGGUCAAAAAGUUGAAGAGUACCCCGAUAUAUGUAAAGCCACAGCUAACAUCAGACGCUGGGACAUGUCGACUCAGUGUGUUGGUUGGCAUACGAAGUGAUCCUGGAAAAACAAUUGACUCAGUAACCGUCCAAUUCCAACUACCUCCUUGUAUUCUAUCAGCAAAUCUGUCUUCCAAUCAUGGAACAGUCAGCAUCCUUGCCAAUAAGACCUGCUCUUGGUCCAUUGGGCGAAUUCCCAAGGAUAAAGCCCCUUCACUGUCUGGAACCCUAACACUUGAGACAGGUAUGGAGCGCCUUCAUGUAUUUCCCACAUUCCAAGUGGGCUUUAGGAUCAUGGGAGUUGCUCUCUCUGGCCUGCAAAUAGAUACAUUGGAUAUAAAGAAUCUACCAAGUCGCCCAUACAAAGGUUUUCGAGCUCUCACACAGGCAGGUCAAUACGAAGUAAGGUCAUAGCUUUCAACUCUCUGUUGAAGUUAAUUUUGAACCAUGCUGCUUCUGGAUUGUAUUGUUUGUUGUUGUCCCAUGUUAUAAUGCACAGAUGAAGAAUUUCACAUAUCUUUCUUGAAUGAAAUUUUUUAUAUGGUUUUUUUUUUUGUUGGCA